AUUUGUUGCUGCCUUUCUAACUUGACAAUAUUCAUACACAAUCAAUACUUUGCUGCAACUUUUUACGGCUACAAAAGACUCGAUUAGAUAGACAGAUUGUUUCCUCUUUCACCAGAAACCGAUACGAUGGCCAAUGAGGCUAAGCCAUGCCCCUGUGAUAUCGGGGAUCGGAUGGAGUACGGGGGGCUCGGCCAGGAGGUUCAGAUAGAGCACACUAAAGCUUAUCUAGUAAAGCCUUCCGCUGCAUCUGACAAGGCCAUCAUUGUCAUACAAGACAUCUAUGGAUGGCAGCUUCCCAACACCAGAUACAUGGCUGAUAUGCUGGCAGCCAAUGGAUACAUUGCUGUUUGUCCAGACUUCUAUGUUGGAAAGGAACCAUGGAGUCCAUCACAUGACUGGUCAAAAUUUCAGGAGUGGCUUGAAGACAAAAAGCCGACCAACAUCAACAAAGAGGUGGAUGUAGUGCUGAGGUUCCUGAAGGAGCAGUGUGGGGCCAAACACAUCGGAGCAGUAGGCUUCUGCUGGGGAGGGGUUGCCACACAUUACCUGGCCCUGCAGUAUCCAGAGGUCAAAGCUGGAGUGUCAGUCUAUGGGAUCAUCCGUGAGAAAGAGGACAGAUAUGAGCUGAAGAGUCCUACACUAUUCAUCUUUGGAGAGAAAGAUGAGGUUAUCCCACUGGACCAGGUGAGAGUCCUUGAAGCGAAGCUAAAGGAGAAAUGCACGGUGGAUUACCAGGUCAAGAUCUUUCCUGGCCAGACUCAUGGGUUUGUUCACCGCAAGAGAGAGGACAUCAACCCUGCAGACAGAUCAAGCAUUCAGGAGUCCAGAACAGACAUGCUUAAUUGGCUGAACAAGUACAUGUAACUGAGAAGGUCAGACGAGCCAGCGCAACAGUCAGGGACAUGUAACACUGGACAAGCAACUGGUGCCUUUAACCUUGUUUCAUAGACAAGAUGAAAAGAUGACAAGGCCAAAAAGUAAAAUGUAGAGGUACUCUUUAUAGCAUGCUGGUCAUUGUUGCCCAAAUCUUUGUUUGAUUGGUGACUUUUUUUUGUAUGUUUUAAUUUAGGAGUCUGAACCUUUGGACAUUAAGAAACUGUGAUUUCAAUACCAGUUAAAUGUGAAUUUAUGUUGUGGACCCAAAGCUAUUAAGCACUUUCACAAACUGGAUGCAGUAUGUUGUCUUGUACAUGUAAGAUUGCAAGCAUUAAAGAACACUUAAAGAGGUGUAAUCUUA
Thunnus maccoyii (southern bluefin tuna) is the source of this 1237-nucleotide messenger RNA. RefSeq names its product carboxymethylenebutenolidase homolog (Pseudomonas) (gene cmbl). The transcript has 6 exons. Lineage: Eukaryota; Metazoa; Chordata; Actinopteri; Scombriformes; Scombridae. The record is from RefSeq and is a predicted model, not a curated record. Gene Ontology annotation, molecular function: hydrolase activity. Bases 127 to 864 code for a protein of 245 amino acids.